This is a messenger RNA of Procambarus clarkii (red swamp crayfish), 399 nucleotides long. The record is from RefSeq and is a predicted model, not a curated record. Lineage: Eukaryota; Metazoa; Arthropoda; Malacostraca; Decapoda; Cambaridae.
AUGUACCAGUGCCAGAACCAGUUCAAGUGCCAGGGGGGCCAGAACCAGUUCAUGUACCAGUGCCAGAACCAGUUCAUGUACCAGUGCCAGAACCAGUUCAAGUGCCCGGGGGGCCAGAACCAGUUCAUGUACCAGUGCCAGAACCAGUUCAUGUACCAGUGCCAGAACCAGUUCAUGUACCAGUGCCAGAACCAGUUCAUGUACCAGUGCCAGAACCAGUUCAUGUACCAGUGCCAGAACCAGUUCAUGUACCAGUGCCAGAACCAGUUCAUGUACCAGUGCCAGAACCAGUUCAUGUACCAGUGCCAGAACCAGUUCAUGUACCAGUGCCAGAACCAUUUCAAGUGCCAAAGGCAGCGUCAGCACAUUGAAGAGGGGAAAAAUAUUAUCUCUACCUGA